Neurospora tetrasperma FGSC 2508 is the source of this 2095-nucleotide messenger RNA. RefSeq lists its product as uncharacterized. NCBI's taxonomy places the organism in Eukaryota, Fungi, Ascomycota, Sordariomycetes, Sordariales, Sordariaceae. Gene Ontology annotation, molecular function: carboxylic ester hydrolase activity. The transcript has 5 exons. Bases 1 to 1947 code for a protein of 648 amino acids. The record is from RefSeq and is a predicted model, not a curated record.
AUGUUCGGUUCUCAAGAGGAAAAUAUCAAUGAACGAGCUCCGUUGCUCGGUAACACUCAGUCAAGCUGCAACACACCAAGUGAGCCAACCUCCAAGGUGUCCAGGAAAGUAGCAUGGCUUCAUCAUCCGCGAAGGCAAACCAUCGCUUUGAUUCUGUCCACAAUGCUGGCUUCAUUGAUCUUUAUUGGUGUCCUACUCACUUGCAUUGCUCUUCGAGAGGGAAAGAAAUCUAACGGACUCACACCGCCAAUGGUCAAUCUCACCUACACCAGCUACGAGGGCAUCCGUCUCUCUAACGGCGUCAACGCUUUCCUAGGGAUGCGUUAUGCCGCUCCUCCGCUUGGAGACUUACGCUGGCGAGCACCAGUAAGGCCCAAGAGAACCAACACCGUCGAGAGGGCUGACCAGUUCGGGCCAAUAUGUCUCAGAGCCGGUGUUAAUGCACCAUCUCCUGGCCAGAGUGAGGACUGUCUUUUUGUGAACGUGUGGGCUCCAGCGAAUGUCACGGAAAAGUCAAAGUUGCCUGUUUGGGUGUUUAUUGGGGGAGGAGGUUACAAUGCCCUCACUAAUGCUAAUUGGAACGGAAGUGAAGUCGUCCAGAAGUCCGGCCACAACAUCGUUAUGUUGGACUUUAACUAUCGGGUUGGGAUGUGGGGGUUCCUCGCCAGCCAGCGGGUGAAAGAUGACGGUGAUUUGAAUGUCGGCUUGCUCGACCAGCGGAUGCUGUUGAAAUGGGUGAAGAAACAUAUCUCCGCGUUUGGAGGAGACCCCGACCAUGUAGUCAUCCACGGUGCAUCAGCAGGAGCAGGCUCCGUAGUGAUGCAUCUGUUGGCAUACGGUGGCCGUAACGACAACCUUUUCGUAGGUGCCAUGUCCGAGUCACUCUUCUUCCCAGCCCAGCCGUAUGUAAAAGAGCUCGAAUAUCAGUUCGACCGAUUGGCGCAGCAGGUUGGCUGUUCGAUUGUAAAUUCGUCGGAGCAGCUCACUUGUUUACGGAGUCAGAACGUCACCUCUUUGCAAGCAGCUAAUCACGCCCAACAUUUCCCGGGCCAUGACGGACCACUCUUGCCUAUCUUCUACUGGACUCCAUGCGUGGACGGUGACUUCUUGCAGGACCUCCCUUACCGGCUUAUCCGAAGAGGUCGUCUUUUGAAUGUACCGAUUCUUUUUGGUACCAACACAGACGAAGGGUCAGUUUUCGCCUACGACUCCCUCACCCCCUCCGACCUCACCAACUUCUUCACCACCAACUACCCCCAUCUUACCCCCUCCGACAUGCGCCAUAUCCUUUCGCUCUACCCGCAACUGCCUCCCUUGCCGAACCGUAACCCCUGGUAUCCAACCACCAGUCUUGCCUACGGCGAAGCUACAUUCAUCUGUCCCUCUAAUAACUUUCUCGACGCUUUCGUUUCCGCCUCCCCCUCUCCCUCUCCCUCCUCCUCAUCACCACCACCCCCAAGCAACCAAACCCAAAGAAGGAAAGCAUUCGCCUACCGUUUCAACGUCCGCGACUUUACCCUCCAGGCCGCCGGCGUCGGCGUGCCCCACCUCUUCGACGCGGCCGCCAUUUUUGGGCCGGAUAACAUCAGCGGGUUCGGGGCUGGGGAGGGGAGCAGCUACAAGACGUAUAACGCACCGAUUGUUCCCAUGUUUAUGGCGUACUGGAUCAGUUUUGUGAGAACGUUGGAUCCGAAUAUAUUGCGAGAGAGGGGAAGUCCCGAGUGGGCGACAUGGGGUAGGGAUUCUUCUUCUUUGGAUGAAAGUGGAGAUGCGGAUGGAAGUGAGGGCGGUGAGAUGGAGGACAGAGGUAGGAGGGGGAGGGCGAAGAGGUUGCUGGUGGAACUGGGAGAUACGAGGAUGGAGGAGGUCGGGGAGGAAGAGAGUGAUAGAUGUCGAUUUUGGGAGGCGUUGGGGGAUCGGUUGGAGCAACUCCGACGGGUGUCAUAGUGUUCCCUUGGUGGCUUAGUAGGUUAUUGGGUUUGGCCCUGAACAAGACAACGCUUGACACUAGACAGGCAUUGUGAUAAUUAUCUUGUAAUUUAACAUUACGACAUGUAAUCCUUUCGGAUAACCUUCCGAGUACAGAGCGAUUGAU